Messenger RNA from Didymodactylos carnosus, 614 nucleotides. The record is from the annotation of a GenBank genome assembly. Lineage: Eukaryota; Metazoa; Rotifera; Eurotatoria; Philodinida; Philodinidae.
AUGAAUCCAAUUAGCACUGCUUGUCAUAGUUUAAUUUUAGAAUGGUCUCGAAUGGCAACAUUAAUUUCCUCGAGAGUCGAAAAGUUCAGAAAAAAAAUAACAAAAAAUAAUCUCGACAAAUUAUGUGAACAAAAAUUGGAAUCACGAAAAUUUUUAGAGAAUGAAAAGAAAAAAUUUGAAAACGUACGACGGAAGGCUCAAUGUGAUUUAGCAGAUAUCCAAUCAAAGUAUUUAGCACAAGCGUCAAAAUUUAAGAAAUUAAAUGAAAAUUCUAAGAAUAGUGAAGAGACACAACAGAAAACUGCUGAGUUGCAUCGAAUACACAAUGAAUACAUCCUGAAAUUAAAAGAAGCAAAUUUUGCCGAAGAACAAUAUAUCAAUUCAUUGAAAAGCGUUUUAGUAUAUCAUGAAGAUGCACAAAAGAUUUUGAAUAAUUCAUGGAAACAAGUAUUAAUGGAGCUUGCUGAGUAUAUGGAUUGUACACGUUCAGAAUUUAAAGACAUUACAAGCAAAUCGCAUAAUAUUGUGACAGAUAUUGUUACAGAUUCGUGUUAUGAUGAAUUAUGUAUAAAGAAUAACACGUAUGAUUUAGUCAUUCAAAAAUGCAAACUAAU